CAGAUUUUGCGUUUUGUGUGAAGUUUUUGUCAGAAACAAACAGAAUAAGAAAGAGAGGAAGCCGUAGAUUCCAACGCUUUCUCUCUGAGUCACACACACACAUUGCAGCAACAACAACAACCACACCCGAUUCCAUGAGUCGCUACGAUCCCAAUCCCUUCGACGAAGAACCGGUCGAGGUUAAUCCCUUCGCGGAUGGAGCAGCUAAAGGAAAAGGCUCAGGGCAAUCAAGUUAUAGUGGAGGUGCAUUUUAUACUACUAACACUGGAAGUGUUCCCUCCUCAAACUCAAGGCUCUCACCCCUUCCACCAGAGCCUUAUGAUCGUGGGGCAACUAUUGACAUCCCCCUAAAUAAUGCAAAGGACGCAAAAGCAAAGGAGAAGGAACUUCAAGCUAAAGAGGCUGAAUUGAAAAGAAGGGAACAGGAACUAAAACGAAGGGAAGAUGCUAUAGCACGAGCUGGAAUAGUUAUAGAGGAGAAAAAUUGGCCACCUUUUUUCCCCAUCAUUCAUCAUGACAUUGCAAAGGAAAUACCAGUACAUCUUCAAAGGAUCCAGUACAUUGCAUUUACAACAUGGUUGGGUUUGGUUCUGUGUCUUUUGUGGAAUAUUGUGGCAGUUACUACUGCUUGGAUCAAAGGAGAAGGUCCAACCAUCUGGUUUCUUGCUAUUAUCUAUUUUAUUUCUGGUGCUCCAGGAUCCUAUGUGUUGUGGUAUCGCCCUCUUUAUCGUGCUAUGAGGACUGACAGUGCUCUGAAAUUUGGCUGGUUCUUCUUGCUUUACAUGUUGCACAUUGCCUUUUGCAUUUUAGCUGCAGUUGCUCCACCAAUUAUCUUCAAAGGAAAAUCUCUCACAGGCAUUUUGGCUGCGAUUGAUGUGUUGGGAGACAAUGCAUUGGUUGGGAUAUUCUACUUCAUUGGAUUUGGCCUUUUCUGUCUCGAGUCAGUGCUGAGCAUCUGGGUUAUACAGCAAGUAUAUAUGUACUUCCGUGGCAGUGGCAAGGCUGCAGUUUUAAAGCGUGAGGCUGCGAGAGGGACAAUGAUGGCAGCUCUAUGACAUGGCACUUACAAUUGUUUUCCUAAUGGAUAUACCCGAAAAAUGAUUUCUUGAGUUACCAUUACCAGUUCUCCUUACAAACUUUACUCUUUGUUUAAUACUGGGAUGCGUUUUCCUAGGUUUGUGUCAAACCAGAUAAUUAAGAUAGAAGCUUAGUUGUGCAUAUAUAGAAAUCAUUGUUUGAGAUAGCCCCUUAACAAAUGAUUUAUUUCAGCAUUUUUUUUUAUAUUUUUUAUUAACAAAAUACUCCAUCUAUCUUGUGGGUUUAAA
This is a messenger RNA of Glycine soja, 1325 nucleotides long. RefSeq names its product secretory carrier-associated membrane protein 1-like. The record is from RefSeq and is a predicted model, not a curated record. The transcript is spliced from 13 exons. The coding region runs from base 135 to 1055 and encodes 306 amino acids. Gene Ontology annotation, cellular component: recycling endosome membrane; trans-Golgi network membrane. NCBI's taxonomy places the organism in Eukaryota, Viridiplantae, Streptophyta, Magnoliopsida, Fabales, Fabaceae. Gene Ontology annotation, biological process: protein transport.